GAUUCAGGUUGAGCAACCGGGGAAGUGUUAGGAGGGGACGCCGUCAGCCGGACCCUGACCAUGUCUUGUCUUCCUCUUCAAUGGCUACUCUGUUCCCCAAAACCCUACUUGCUAGUCGGUCCCUUUUGCUCCUGCCCCUACUAGCUCGAGUCCAUUAUUCACUAUCUGCUUUACGAACCAUGAGUUCCGGGUCUACUCAGCGCGUCUUCCAGCUUAAGUUAGAUCCCCUGACCGGUAACUCAGAAUGGGUUGUGAUUGAAGAAGACGAGGAAGAAAACUUUGCACAGAAGUUUCAGCAACCUCUUCUGGCCAUGACCUCCUAUUUAGACAUGCUCAAUGAUUCUAGGAGGAAUAGAGCUUUCCGGGAAGCCAUUGAAAAGACCAUCACCACACCUUGCCACGUCCUUGACAUCGGUGCUGGCACUGGACUUCUAUCGAUGAUGGCUGCACGAGCUAUGGGCUCGGGUGACCGUGACUCAAUCACGCCUAGUAGCAACAAGGGGAUGAUAACUGCAUGCGAGUCGUACCUUCCAAUGUUAAAGUUGAUGAAAAAAGUUAUCCGCUUGAAUAAAAUGGAAGGCAAUAUCAAAACCAUUAACAAGCGCUCUGAUGAACUCAAAGUUGGCGUCGAUAUUCCGUCGCGUGCAGAUGUACUUGUAAGCGAGAUACUAGACUCAGAACUACUAGGUGAGGGGCUUAUACCAACGUUGCAAAAUGCAUAUGACAUGUUAUUGGUGGAAAAUCCUUUAACUGUGCCAUAUCGAGCAACUACUUAUGGACAGCUGGUUGAAAGCAGAUUCUUGUCACAGCUGCAUGAUUUGCGUAACAAUGAAGCAAGUGUAUCUGAUGGCAUUCAUCUUAUCCCUCCUGGACUAGAUGGUGUUUUGAGCAUCAAACACCAGCAAUAUGCCAUGUAUUGCAAUCCAAUAAGAGAAGAAAUAAAACUGCUUUCAGAGCCCUUCAAAGUUUUUGAAUUUGAAUUUUGGAAACGGCCAGAAAGUCACGGAGAAACUGAAUUGUGGAUAAAGGCAACUAAUGAUGGUAGAGUUCAUGCUGUGAUCUCGUGGUGGGUACUUCAACUUGAUCAAGAAGGGACAAUCUAUUAUUCCACAGCUCCAAGAUGGAUAGACUUGCCAGCAAUGACUAGUUCCACUGAUUGGUGUGACCAUUGGAAACAAUGUGUUUGGUUUGUUCCUGGUGAUGGUAUUUCCACAUUCAAGGGGGAUGGGAUUUGUUUGCAUGCUAUGCAUACUGAUACUAGGAUCUCGUACAAUCUAAAGAACCAAACACCAAGGACUGAAGUUUUACAGCACAGAUUGAGUGAUGCAGAUUUGCCAAUUGUACUGUCUCCAGAAAGGAUUGCAAUUUAUGGAGACAGAGAGUGGAGGCUUUCAAUGUUGAAAACAGUGGAAAGUGUGUUGCAGGGAAAAGUUUGCUCGUUAUGCUUGGUUGCAGAUGAUAGUGUUUUUUUACCUCUUCUUGUGGCACAUCUUUCAAAGCCAUCACAUGUAAUUUCUUUAUUUCCGGGGCUAGGGAGGAAGGGCCUCCAAUAUUUGCAAGCUGUUUCUGAUGCGAAUGGUUUAUCAAGGGAUCGUAUAGAAGUUCUUGAAAAAAGGGCGAAACACUUGACCAUGCAUGAUACACAUCAGAAAAAGGCCGACCUGUUGAUGGCAGAACCAUUUUAUUAUGGACAUGAUGGCAUGCUUCCUUGGGAGAACCUGCGGUUUUGGAAAGACCGGACUACUCUUGGUUCUAUCCUCGCUGAAGAUGCUGUGAUUAUUCCUGGUAAGGGAAUACUGAAGGCUUGUGCCAUGUCCCUUCCUGAUCUUUGGAAAAGUCGCUGCUGCUUGAGUAAGAUAGAAGGUUUUGAGCAUUCAGUAGUAAAUACCACAUUAGGGGCUUGUGGUUAUCUACCUGAAUCAGAAGAGACUCCUUGUCUUCCCUUUUUUGUCUGGCAAUGCGGGGAAUAUGAGGAACUUAGUGAGACGUUUGCAGUCAUGGAGUUUGAUUGCUCAAAACAAAUAGAUCUAUGUCAAGGAAAAUCCCUGGUGAAGUUUACUAAGGCAGGGUUGUGCCAUGGAUUUGUACUGUGGAUUGACUGGGUGAUGGAUUUGCAGAAUACUAUUGUUGUGUCUACUGGUCCAGACAAGAGAUAUUGGAAGCAGGGAGUGAAGCUUCUGGCAACACCUAGAGCAGUAGGACCCCAAGAUUCGAGAAAUAUGGGGGAAUGCUGUUCUGCAGUUCUUGAAGCAUCCUUUGAUCCAUCAAAUGGGGGGCUCAAAUUAGUGCUUGAUUUCUCAUGAUGAUGGCCGUUUUACAAUAUUACGGCGGGAAAGAGUGUGACAAUCAGUGGCGGACAAGAUGGUCAGCUGA
This is a messenger RNA of Neltuma alba, 2373 nucleotides long. RefSeq names its product protein arginine N-methyltransferase 1.6. Bases 81 to 2303 code for a protein of 740 amino acids. The transcript has 14 exons. Lineage: Eukaryota; Viridiplantae; Streptophyta; Magnoliopsida; Fabales; Fabaceae. Gene Ontology annotation, molecular function: histone methyltransferase activity; protein-arginine N-methyltransferase activity. Gene Ontology annotation, biological process: peptidyl-arginine methylation, to asymmetrical-dimethyl arginine; chromatin remodeling. The record is from RefSeq and is a predicted model, not a curated record.